CUGUAUUCUGACGUUUAAAACUUCGCCUUCAGAAAAAAAUCUGUGUUGUUUAUAAAACCUGAGUUGAUCAAUAAAAUCAACAAGCAAGUCAAAAUUUUCUAGAAAUUGAGCAAAAAUUUCGAUGCAAGAACCAACAAAUUUCAACGAUCCUAAUCUCGAACCGAAUGCGGAACCAGUUCCUGAGGCAAGUCCAUCUCCACCGCGGCCAAGCGAUGAUCAGUGGCAAGCAGCAUCCCGAGUGGGUGAAAGUAUCCUUGAAUCUGAUGUGGAACGGAGGACCUUGAAGAACCGUCGUUUUGCAAAAAGAUCUCCAGCUCCGUACAGUAAAUGUCGUCCCAAGGCAGCCCUAACGUCACAAUUCCUGAAUGCAGCCAUGGUCAACAAUACUGAGCUUCUGGAAGAUAUGAUCAACAAGGGCUUUGAUCCGGAUACCAGAGAACAAGCGUUUAAUCGUUCCGCACUGCAUAUAGCUUGUAGCAGAGGUUUUACCGAUGCCGUUCGGUUACUGCUAGAGAAGGGGGCCAAUCCCAACAUAAGAGACCUAAACGAAAAUACGCCCCUCCACUUGGCCUCUUGUACGGAGAAUAUUGCCAUCAUAGAUUUACUGCUCAAGUAUGGUACAAAUGUUACGCUUCGUGAUGCAAGCGGAUUGAUUGCGUUGGAGAUUGCAAUAGGAAAGUUACGAUUGUCGGACAGGAUAAUCUCGAAAAUGCAACGACUCACAAAAAGUGACAUCCAUAAUCAUCGGAACAAUGUGGUUCGAGUUUGUGAAAUGAUUUUCCGAGUCUUCAAACAACAGGUUCGCGGUGGAAGUCUGCUGUAUCUGGAUCCGAGCGAAGCGGGACAUUUACAACAGCGCCAAUUAGAGGAACUGCUGGAAGACCUUAGUGAUCAGCUGAGUAGAAUAAGAAACAGAAACAUUGACUUUGAUGCCAUCGUGGAUCAGGUGGAAAAUUUGAAUCUUAGAAGUGAAAUAGAUAGCGACGUGAAUACGCUGCUUUCUACGUUGCAAAAAUUGUCAGUUUGAAUUUGCCUCCAACCGGAAAUUUCUUUCAAAUACCAUACAAAAUUACCGUAAUAAAAAU
Molecule: messenger RNA, 1085 nt
Organism: Topomyia yanbarensis
Lineage: Eukaryota; Metazoa; Arthropoda; Insecta; Diptera; Culicidae
Product: ankyrin repeat domain-containing protein 54-like
Exons: 1
Coding region: 122-1027 (301 amino acids)
Molecular function (GO): protein binding
Source: RefSeq, a predicted model, not a curated record